Molecule: messenger RNA, 1119 nt
Organism: Plasmodium inui San Antonio 1
Lineage: Eukaryota; Apicomplexa; Aconoidasida; Haemosporida; Plasmodiidae
Exons: 2
Coding region: 1-1119 (372 amino acids)
Source: RefSeq, a predicted model, not a curated record
AUGAAAGGAAUAGUUAUUGGUUUCAUUUGUUUAAGGAAAGUUUUCCUGUGUUCCAUUUUCCUAUUGGCAUAUCUGAGUUCGACUAAGUGCGCUUACCGAGAAGGAUCUUACAUAUGGUACAACGAAAACUCCACAUCUGAUUUAGCAAUCAACGAGGCAUCCACGAGCAGCUAUGAAUCUUUAGCAUCGAGUAGUGAAUCUUUAUCAGCACGUAGCGAAUCUCUAUCAGCACGUAAUGGAUCUCUAUCAGCAAGUAGUGAAUCCCUAGCAGCAGGUAGUGAAUCUCUAGAAGCAAGUAGUGAAUCUCUAGAACCAAGUAAUGAAUCCGAGGAUGACCUUUAUGACAGCGAAGAAUCCGUAGCAUGUCAAGGAGAGCUAAAUAACAAGACCCCCAUGUGGGAUGGCUUAAGGGAUGGAAUAUCUGAAGAUGAUGUGUCAGGAGAAGAUUUGUCUCAUGUAGAAGAGGGAUUCGAAGAAAUGCUAAAUGCUGCCUUAAAAAAUAAUUUCCAAAAAGAUUUAUCCACUAGCGAAAAUAGUUUAUACGGAGAUGAUCAGUUAUCGAAAAUCGGCUUCAGUAAUAAUUGCUCAGAAACUAAUCUGGACAGCGACAUGGGAGAUUUUAAAAGUGGAAGGUCUACACACGGAUUCGAUAUAGAUAUGGACACACCUAAGAGGUCUACGGAUAGAGAUCAUGCACCCCAAGGAGAGGAGGAAUGGAUGAAUGUCAAAGCAGAUCUACAGAGACAAAGGAAUCACCAAAGGAAUAGUGUAAAUAUAAAAUUAAAGAAUUUUUACGGAGAAGAAAAAAUAUAUAAUGUGAAGAGAGAUAGCUUUAUGGUAAAAGUGAUAAACUAUCUGCCGUUUGCCCCAAUUGUUACAUUGAUAAUUAUAGUCCUUGCUCUAUUUUGCUUCAAAUGCCUUUAUUGUUGUCUUUUGGUGUGUAGCUUUGCUAUGAUAGCAGCUUGGAAAUACCGGAAACGUUUAAACAGAAAACAAUUCGAACGUGUAUUUGGAAAAAAGAGAAGAAAGCUAAAUAGAGCAGAAAAAAGAGGUGGGAAAAUAUCUAGAUUUCUUAAGGAGGGACACAGAGUUUUGUUUGACUAUUUGGAUCUCUUUUAA